Molecule: messenger RNA, 183 nt
Organism: Protopolystoma xenopodis
Lineage: Eukaryota; Metazoa; Platyhelminthes; Monogenea; Polystomatidea; Polystomatidae
Source: the annotation of a GenBank genome assembly
GCCACCUACACGACCAUUCGCUUGGGCGUCUACACGAGCCUGUUUGAGCGCAUCUCCCAGAGUGGCGCCCCACCGACCUUUCUGCAGAAGGGCGCCUGUGGUCUGGCGGCCGGUGUGAUCGGAUCCUUCACUGGCACACCCACAGAAGUCUGCCUGAUUCGCAUGACUUCGGACGGCCGGUAG